Molecule: messenger RNA, 4864 nt
Organism: Physella acuta
Lineage: Eukaryota; Metazoa; Mollusca; Gastropoda; Physidae
Product: A disintegrin and metalloproteinase with thrombospondin motifs 7
Biological process (GO): extracellular matrix organization; proteolysis
Cellular component (GO): extracellular matrix
Molecular function (GO): metalloendopeptidase activity
Source: RefSeq, a predicted model, not a curated record
GAAAACUGCACUAAUUGUUCGGCGCGGCGAUGUUUAGUGCUUAAGGUUGGAUAACUCUUCUCGAAUUUAUUUGUGUAUUCGUUAUUGGACUGGAGUUGUGUGACGGGUUACCUCGCUUGGAAACAUUCCUCAUUUCUGACAAAAGAACCCCAUGCGGUGCACGGGAUAGAGAGAGGAACUACGGCACGACGGAUACAGUGAUGUGGCCCCGGGCCAGGAUAGGUCUGUUAGGGUCACCCCAGCCUCACCCCCGGGCAGAAGGUGACCAGCUGUCUCUACACCAUGCCCACACCAUGAUCGAACCUAACAGCGAUUUACAUGAAAACAAUGACAAAACAGAAUCAAAGAACCAUCGGUUGUUCUGUGUUCAAAGAAUUCGUGAUGCCUCUAGGAUUAACGUUAAUCCAUCAAUACCGUUGGAUAUACGAGGAUUAAUCCAUGGCUGUGGAUAUGUUAAACAACACUUGUACUAUGUGGCUUUGUGUCUUCUUCUUGUAAUGCUCAACGGGGGUGAGGCAGCCUCCAUCAGAUAUCAAUUCCCAGAUGUUAAGCAAGGUAAUUUUGCUCAAGACUUGACAGACUUCCAUAUCUCCACACCCAGUAGGGUGGACCACACCGGCCGCCAUUUAACCUUUGACCUUCGCGCCAAGCCAACAUUUCCAGGCCGGUCUAAAAGACACACGGGGAGCGAGAACGUGUCGCCGCCCCCUGGGGACGCCCACGAUGAGAAGCUACACUACCAGAUCGCCCUGCACCCCCAGGGGCGCGUCACGGUGGAGCUGACACCCAACAAGAUUCUGCUGGCACCGUCCGCCAUUGUGGAGCGUAAGGUCUCAGACUUCAAGAACGCCUCGGAUUCCAGGAUCUCGUCGCUCGAGCCUCACAGAGGAUGUCAUUAUUUUGGUCACGUGACUGGGGACGACAACUCUCGUGUGGCACUUUCUGUCUGCAAUGGUCUGCGGGGACUUGUACGGUAUGGUGGCGAGGAUUAUCUCAUCGAACCAGUCAAGGGACACAAUCCAGCAGAUCAGCAAGGACAACCGCAUCUUGUGUACAAGCGCUCGGCUAGGCCCGAGAGAUCGGAUUCUUCAUCAAAGGCUGCUCACCAUGAGUCGACGUGUGGAGUUGAAGAUAGAUACACUCGCCAUACAAAAGCCAGAGAAAUGUGGGAGAAACAUAGACAUAAUCAUGGUACAAGGGCAGGGAACUCUGGGGAUCACAGUGCCCCAGGGGCAGAGAACUCACACAGCAGGAGAAAGAGGUCCAUCUCUACCAACAAAUACGUGGAGACGCUUGUGGUGGUGGACACGGAGAUGGUUCAACACUUUGAUGGGAUAGAUGAGGACAUAGAGACGUACGUCCUGGCAGUUAUGAAUGUGGUAGCCAACUUGUUUCAUCAAGCCUCCAUUGGAAAUGCCAUCAACAUUGUUGUUGUUAAGAUCAUUCAGCUAACACGCCCAGAGGAAAGCUUACAAAUAACCCACCAUGCAGACAAAACGUUGAAAAGUUUUUGCAAGUUUCAAAAGGAAGAAAACAAUAAUACAGAUGAUGAUCACCCACUGCAUCAUGAUGUUGCUGUUCUACUCACUAAAAAAGACAUCUGUUCACGCAUGAAUGAACCAUGCAACACACUAGGUCUGGCCCAGGUCAACGGCCUCUGCCAGCCUUACAGAUCUUGCAGUAUUGUCCAAGACAACGGCGUCCAUGUGCCCUGGACCAUUGCACAUGAGUUGGGACACAAUUUUGGCAUGAAACAUGACAACCUACAGGAGGGGUGUGAGACAGAUGAAAUGACAGAGUACAUCAUGUCUUCUCAGUUCACUGGGGGGCCCAAAAAUCUGAAGUGGUCAACCUGUAGUAAAGACGCCAUUACCAAAUUCUUAGACCGUGACUGGGGCUACUGUCUAGACGACCCCCCUGGCCCUCAAGUCCCAGCUUACCCUGACAGACCUAUAGGAAUCAUCUAUGACGCUGACACACAGUGCAGGUUGCUUUACGGCUACGGGGCAACCAGGUGUAAUGAGACUGAAGCCUUGGAGAACAUCUGUACAACAUUGUGGUGUAGGAUACACAACAAAUGUGCCACAAACUUGCACCCUGCAGCUGAUGGCACCAUCUGUGGCAAAGAUAAGUGGUGUGUGAGCGGUCAGUGUGUGGAACUGGCUGACAGACCUGCUAUAGAUGGACAGUGGGGAGAGUGGGCUGAAUGGACAUCCUGCACCAGAACCUGUGGGGCGGGGAUCAGCUUUUCUGAGAGACAUUGUGACCAUCCCCCGCCUGAACAUGGAGGCAAAUAUUGUACAGGGGAAAGAAAACGUUAUAGGAUUUGUAACAGUGAGAGCUGUCAGAAUGAGACAAUGACUUUCAGAGCGGAACAAUGUGCCCACUACAAUAGUCAGCUUUAUAAAGGUUCUUUAUACGAGUGGGAGCCCACGCCUAACCCAGGAAACCCAUGUCAGUUGAUCUGUAAACCAAAAGAAGAACAUUUCUCCGUCCUGUUGAAUGACAUUGUGAAGGAUGGAACUCCCUGUAUAACUGGAACUAGGAGCAUGUGCAUCAGUGGCAGAUGCAGGCAUGUAGGCUGUGACUGGAUCAUAGAUUCCAAUGCUGUAGAAGAUAAAUGUGGUGUUUGUUUUGGUGAUGGCUCAACAUGUACAACUAUCAAACAACAAUUCAACGAAACAAAAAAACUAGGCUAUGUAGAAGCUACUGUAAUACCUGCUGGGGCAAGGAACAUUAGAGUGGAGGAGGUGGCUGAGGCCAAUAACUUUUUGGCUUUAAAAAAUGACGCAGGGAAAUAUUAUUUAAAUGGCUAUUGGUUUAUUCAGUGGUCUGGUGACUACGAGGUUGCUGGGACAAUAAUUCAUUACAAAAGAGUUGGAAACAAGGAAGUUUUUUUGGCCCCUGGUCCUCUUAAAGAACCGUUGCACAUUAUGCUUUUGAUGCAGUCUCACAACCCUGGGGUAGAGUUUGAGUACACCGUGCCUAAAGAAAACGCAACAGACACCAGGAAACCAGAGUACAACUGGGACUACACAGCCUGGUCACACUGUACACUCUCUUGUGGUGGAGGAACUCAGCGCUCCUCUGUGGUAUGUAAAGAGCUAGAGAAUGUCAUUGUAGAUGAUAUGAACUGUGACCAGAACAGCAAGCCAGAUGAUAAGCUGAGAGUCUGUAAUGUCCACCUAUGUCCAGCUCGUUGGUGGACAGGGGCAUGGCAGCGUUGCUCAGUGACCUGUGGAGACACAGGCACCCACCGCAGAACUGUCAUCUGUGUGCGCAGUCUAGGCUCCAGUGAGCAGAUAGCGCUGGAAGACAAGGACUGUGAAAGUCUGGACAGGCCAGAGGAAGUAGAGCCGUGCCAUCACAAAGAUCCGUGUCCUGGUGUGGGGGUGUGGCAGGCUGAAGAGUGGAGCGAAUGCUCAAGGCUAUGUAAUGGAGGUGUACAGUUCCGAAGGGUAACGUGUGUGGGCGGGGUCAUAUGUGAUGACCAGAAACCAGAGGUCAACAGGUCAUGUAAUGAGAAACCAUGUCUGGAUGAGAACCUCAACAUUCUAGAAGGUGGGGCAGACACAGACGACCUCAACCCAAAAUUUCCAGUCCCGUCCGGCAUGUUGUCACAAAAUGAACAAAGUUUUGACAACAAUAAAAAUGUCAUAAUUGCUAAAUCUCAUUCUGAAAUCGGGGGGAUGAAGAAAAAUGAAGAUGUCCCAACACACCACAAACACAGGCUGCAUCAUUCACACCUCCAUAAAAAGAAGAGUGAUAGUCCAGAUAUGUCGACAAAUAUAGCAGAAGAUGCAUCCAUCAAAAGUCGAUCUGCGACAGCAGAAAACUCAAAUAGUCCAAGGCAAUUGGAACACAAGGGCUUCAACUUUGCCUGGCAAAUCUCAGCAUGGAGUGAGUGUUCAGCCACCUGUGGUCACGCAAACAGGUCACGAAAGGUCGAGUGUCCCACCCCAGGUCAGUGUGACCUCUCUCGGAGACCUGAGACUACCCAACCAUGUGAAAACUUACCUGCUUGUUUGGCCUGGAUUAAUGGUAGUUGGAGCCAGUGUAGCAAAACAUGUGGGGGCGCCCAGCAGGAGAGGUCAGUCGAGUGUGUCAACUUGUCCUCCCAGCAACUGGCCAAAGACUGUGAUGGCGCCACAAAGCCAGUAGCCACACAGAACUGUAACAUGCAUGACUGUCCACCUGAGGACAAUGCAGCAUUGACUGUCUCCUGUGUAUUCAAAGAAAAAAAUUCACAUCUUUGCCAGGUGGUCAAGAAGAUUGGACUGUGCAACAAACAGCACAUGAAGGCUAAAUGUUGCCUGACUUGUCAAGAUCAUAAUGAAACAAAAGAUAUAAAACAAGUUCCAUAGCUGGCUUCAUUAUAGACUUGUCAUGACUUUGUGAUAUGAACUGCAUUUCAAGCAGUGUUUAAAUGAGCACUGUUCGUUUGGAAAUAUAUUAGUUUAAAAACAGUAAAAUAAAUCUUACGAUAAUAGAUUCAAACAUUUCAAUACAAGUUAACUUCUUGAUUAUUAAAAAAUGUUCUGCAGUUAAUGAAGCUAAUUCUAGACAUUUGAAACAACUAUUUAAAAUGGCAUUUAUAACUUCACAUAGAAAAUAUGCACCAUUUCAAGGUACUUGUGUAGACAUGUGUAGGUCAUGGUUUACUUUCUCAAUUUUUCUUUAUCUCUAUACAAAUAUAUCAUGUCAAAGACAAUCAAAUUGUUAUCAUUGAAAUCUUAUGGUAUUCCACUAGAAACUUUACUACCAAUUGUUAUCAUUGAAAUCUUAUGGUAUUCCACUAGAAACUUUACUACAAAUUGUAGUCAUUGAAAACUUAUGGUAUUCCACUAGAAACUUUACUACAAAU